AUGAACUUGUUGACGUUACUUGUCUGUUCAUCUCUUGUUAUCACGACUGCCCUUGCUGCUACGGAUGAAGAUGGCGACGUCAGCAUGGUUAUGUUCACCAGGUUCAAGAAACGAUACAGGAAGAGCUACACCAAAGGAGCUCAGUGUUCGUACUUUAGACGCUGGAAAAACAGGAAACGAUUGAUUUACAGGCACAACAGGGCAAGUGCACUUGGCGAGACUUCCUUCCGUUUGGUGGACAAUCAGUUCGCCGAUGAAAGUGACGCCGAGUGGAAAGCAAAACUGUUGGGUCUCGUCAUACCUAGUGAAUUCAGCGCCAAGAAAUUCGGAAUCAGAGAAUUAACAUCGAUCGAUUUGAAGAAGGGCGUUGGUGAACGUCAAAUCAUCUCGUCUACCAUCACCAUCCCAUCAUCGCUUGAUUUACGCAAACAUCCGUGCAUGCCACCGGUUAAGAGUCAAUCUUCUUGCGGUGCGUGUUGGGCGUUUAUUGCCACAACGCCAGUCGAAUUUCAAUCGUGUUUGAGAAACGGCAAUAGAACAAUAGUGUUGAGUGAACAACAGCUGAUUGAUUGUAGCAGUUCUUAUGGCAAUUACGGGUGCAACGGUGGCUUCUACACACAGGCUUGGGACUACAUCUUGGCUGUUGGUGGACAAACGGCUAAUGCCACUUAUCCUUACAAGGCAGUGGCUGGAACGUGCCAGUUCAAACCGGGCGUUACGCGAGUGGACGGCAGAUUGUCCAGGUACUUUUAUCUGGACAGUAACGAGCGAACAAUUCUCUCUGCUCUACUGCAGAGAGGUCCCAUCGCCGUCUCCAUUGUGGCCAAUUCGAAAUUCAUCCUCUACAGCUCUGGCAUUUUUGACGACGAGACGUGCAAGGAUGGAACGAUCAAUCAUGGCGUCCUGCUCGUCGGUUAUGGCACGGCCAACGGCACCAACUAUUGGAUCGUUCGCAAUUCAUGGGGUCCGGCAUGGGGCCAAAAUGGUUACAUCUUAAUGAAGCGCAACGUCAACAUGUGCCGUUUAGCCGAGUACGCAUUUCUCGCCUUACUCUAAAUUUAUUUAAAAAAAAAAAAA
Messenger RNA from Daphnia carinata, 1077 nucleotides. RefSeq lists its product as uncharacterized. The record is from RefSeq and is a predicted model, not a curated record. The transcript has 8 exons. The coding region runs from base 1 to 1056 and encodes 351 amino acids. Gene Ontology annotation, molecular function: cysteine-type endopeptidase activity. Gene Ontology annotation, biological process: immune response. Gene Ontology annotation, cellular component: lysosome. NCBI's taxonomy places the organism in Eukaryota, Metazoa, Arthropoda, Branchiopoda, Diplostraca, Daphniidae.